GAGCGCGGUGGGAGACGUCGCCAUGAUCCGAUCAUGAUGUGCAUCAUACCACUGCGUAAAACUAAUGAAUGCUACCUGCGUCUCAGACAUCAGUAGUGUCUAUUCCCCAGCGUCAGCAUCCAAUAAACCAUCGUGUAGCCCCGUGUGGCAUCUCGCGCCCGCUCUCAUCGACCCACUUUACCUCUCAUUGAAGCUCCCUUCAUCGUGGCACGCUUAUCUCGUGGGGUCUACCCCUUGCCGGCAAACUCGCAGCUGCAUCUUAGGUCGUCCAUAUCUACAAAAAAUAUACGCCAGCAUAUAUCUUCAUUGGCUGGCCCUGUCACGUGGAGUAGCGACACAAUAGCUUGCAGCGAGCCCUUUGGCCAGAUCAGCUAGCCUUGAGACAGGUGCUUACCAUAUUUACCAUAUAAGACGGGAACGGAGACGCGUGUGGGUGGGAGAGAGAGAGAGAGAGAGAGAGAAUGGCGUCGAUCAACGAUCUCGCCACUGCUGCGACCAUUGCCUCAUCAGCUGUCGCGCUGCAGUCAUCACCCAAGGAACAAACCGAAAGACCAGAUUCGCCUUCCUCUCCACCACCGCCAGAAGAUCCAUUAUCACCACCCUCACCCUCGCCUUCGGCACAACUCCAGGCUCAGGCUCAGGAAGCGCAUGCUCAGCGCAUCGUGUCGGCGGGCAAUAGAUCACCCGCUCCAGAAGUGGCAGAACCGAACGAAGUACCAAGUACGCCCGGCGCAGCUACGGCUGCAUCUUCAGCGCCGAAUAGCAACAGCAUUGUCGCGAACGUGGGCGCAGUUACUCCCCACACACCGACGCUGACGCCGACGCAAGGACCCGUGCUCGCCGCGCCGCUGAUCUCGCAGAACCCGGCGCAGGCGACAAUCCCACCACAGGCGUCACCGGAAACGGCGCCGGAAAACGACGAGGGCUCACCAGAGAAAGAAGACAGCAUGGAUGGCAUUGAGUAUGAGAGCGAGCAAAAGAAACCGCCUGUGAGGGGUGCGUUUAUAGUUUUUGAGGGUAUGGAUCGCGCUGGCAAGACGACACAGGCCAAACUAUUACAGUUGCGGUGUAUCGAGAGUGGGAGAGAGGUCAAGUUUAUGAGAUUUCCUGACAGGACAACGCCUAUUGGCCAGAUGAUAGAUUCAUACCUAAAAGGCGAGGCAGAGAUAGAAGAUCAUGUUAUACAUUUGCUCUUCAGUGCGAACCGGUGGGAAGCAGCGCAAAAGAUCAGAACCGAGCUAGAAGCCGGCCACACCAUCAUCUGUGAUCGUUUCUACCACAGCGGCAUCGUCUACAGCGCCGCAAAACAACUGCCUUCGCUCUCAUUGUCCUGGGCCAAGGCACCUGAGCUUGGUCUCCCGCGCCCCGAUAUGGUGUUAUUCCUUGACCUCGAGGAAUCCGUGGCUAGAUCGCGAGGUGGAUGGGGCGGCGAGGUCUAUGAGAAGGGCGAGAUGCAGCGCCGCGUCCGGGAGCUUUUCUGGGGCUUGAGCAUGGGGGACCUGGGACCCGCUGUGAGCGGCAGCAAGGGCGCUGCUAAUAACGGCAAGGGCCCGUCUAGGAACGAGAGGGUGCCGUUUGGGAAUGGCAUGAACAGCAGUACGGCCAGGGAUCGCGAGGGAGGGGACGCGGAGGCCGAGGGCGAGUUCAGACAGGAGGAGGAGGACAUCCAGAUUGUGGAUGCCGAUGUGGGUGUGGAAGAACUUGCUGAGAAGGUCUGGGAGAUUGUCCGAGGUCGUAUCGAGGCCGUCGAGAGGGGUGAGGAGGGACGGUCUGUCAGGACCGUGAAAUGAGGUGAGGCGAAGUGAUAUGAUUAUGUACAUCAUAAUGAGCGGUAUAUACAACUUGAUCUCUGCACUCUCUAUCGCCGACCA
This is a messenger RNA of Xylaria bambusicola, 1871 nucleotides long. Its product is annotated as thymidylate kinase-domain-containing protein. Gene Ontology annotation, cellular component: nucleus; cytosol; cytoplasm. The record is from RefSeq and is a predicted model, not a curated record. Bases 462 to 1790 code for a protein of 442 amino acids. The transcript is spliced from 3 exons. NCBI's taxonomy places the organism in Eukaryota, Fungi, Ascomycota, Sordariomycetes, Xylariales, Xylariaceae. Gene Ontology annotation, molecular function: dTMP kinase activity; ATP binding. Gene Ontology annotation, biological process: dTDP biosynthetic process; dUDP biosynthetic process; dTTP biosynthetic process.